This is a messenger RNA of Lethenteron reissneri (Far Eastern brook lamprey), 1863 nucleotides long. Its product is annotated as dual specificity tyrosine-phosphorylation-regulated kinase 4-like. Lineage: Eukaryota; Metazoa; Chordata; Hyperoartia; Petromyzontiformes; Petromyzontidae. Gene Ontology annotation, molecular function: ATP binding; protein serine/threonine kinase activity. Gene Ontology annotation, biological process: peptidyl-serine phosphorylation; peptidyl-threonine phosphorylation. The record is from RefSeq and is a predicted model, not a curated record.
CCCACGUGCCUCUGGCAGUUUGGGCGAAAGGCGGCGAUCGAGAGGCGCGGUGAGACGACAUCGUGCAGCAGCUGAAGCCAUCGGAGCGAGCCUCGACGAGAGACCCGGACGACGCCAGGAACGACGUGAGCUCUGUACACAACGCUGCUCUGCAAGUCACUGCCAUGGAGAUGAGCAACGCUGAAGGUGGAAGAAAUGGCGGGUCUUGCGACACUGCGGUUACUUCCUCCAUCCGGAGAAGAUCACCCAAAGAAAUCCUGGGUCUUAUUGGCCCUCAACUAACUCGCCGAGAGAAGGCAGAACUUGCCGCCAUGAAAGACAUCUGGUACUAUACGUUCCACAACGAUUCCCGGGGCACCAAUAACUAUGGCUACGACGACGAAGAGCAUAAUUACAUUCUGGACCCACAUGUGCACCUCAACUAUCGUUAUGAGGUGCUCAAGACAAUUGUGGUGGGAGGUCAAGGCCAGGUCAUCGAGUGUCGUGACCACAAGACAAAUAACAUCGUGGUCGUGAAGAUGUUGGUCACACCCUUAAGCUCCACGGAUGAAAUAUUGGAGAUGGGGCUCAAGAGGGCUAUGGAACGUCAACGCAAGGACUAUAACCAGGACUCCAAUGUCGUCAAAGUCCUGGAUGAUUUCACUUUCAGAGGGCACUACUGCAUCGUGCUGGAGCUGUUGAAGGAGAGUCUCCAGCAAGUGAUUGAAGAAGCAGGGCUCCGGGGCUUGGACAUGGCGUUAAUUAAAGCAUACACCAGGGAAAUCCUCACAUUCCUGAAGCAUAUGGAGUUAAAGGAGGCCGUCCAUGCAGCCAUCAGGCCAAACAACAUCAUGGUCAAAGACACCGUGGCUGGCACCAUUAGGGUCAUGGAUUUUAAGACCAGCUUUACUGUGGGAAGUCAACCCAGACACGGUGAUGCCCUGCCAUACAUAGCUCCGGAGAUGUUGCUGGGCUAUGAUUUAACCUGCACUGCCGACAUUUGGUCACUGGGCUGCAUGGUAGCAGAGAUGGCCACUGGAAAGCAAUUAUUCCAGCCCAACAACGAAGACGAUUUUCUUCUGUCCUGCAUGGAGAGGCUGGGUGUGCCCCCAAGAAACUUCAUACAUGCCGCUCCUUACGGAUUGAUAUACUUUGGUGGUUGGAAGAAACCAUACAGCCUGCCGGGGAGCUUCCCACUACACUCUGUGCUCAAGAGCCAGGACACGGAGUUUGUGGACUUUAUCAGCCGCUGCCUCCAAUGGGAUCCAAAUCUUCGGAUGACUCCCACUCAGGCGCUCGCACACAGCUGGCUUCAGGGCAUGGCCGAGGUCCAUGAUCAAGGGGCAGCCACGGCCACAACCAGCACCACCAUUACCACCGCUACCACCACCGCUGCUCGCAGUGUGCAGGGCCGGAUAGCGCUGAGAUCCAGAGAAGAGGGCUCCGGAGAAUACGAUGCAAAGUCUGGAGCCACUGAGCCACGGUAAGCAAAUCUGCAUGUGUCCUGUGUAUGUGUUUAUUAUUUUGUAUCAUUAUUAUUAUGCUUGUUUAUGCAGAAUGAACAUCAUUGAGUCUCAAGACAAAAUAUUCAAGAGGGCCCUGCCAAGUUUUGUUCGCAGUUGGGAACAAAGUUGCUGUGUGUGAUCCCAAUUGAGUGCUUUAGAGGUCGAUUUUGAUCCAAGACCAGUUGUGUUGUUGUGGGUUCAGUUUCGGGGAAGAAGCUGCUGAACCCAGAGGAAACCCAUGCAGAACGGGGGGAGAACACAAGUGCAUUCCAGCCUACCCCACGUGUACAUUCAUCUGUAGACCGAUUUAUUUUCCAUAAUUGGUUUGUGGGUGAGCCCACAUAACCAUGCGGCCAUAUCUUCACCAUCUAACCCUUCA